UAGACCCGUCUUGGGCACAACGAGACAAGUACACAAAACAUCAAAAUCCAGCUUUAUUCGAGUACAAAUUCAUCAAAACGAAGACGACACAAAAUUGUUUUGUUACGCUUGGCUUAACACGCUUUGUCAUCCAAUAAUUGACUCCCGAUUGAGUUGUCUUGCGUUAGAUAAAAUCAGUGUUAAUGAUAACAAAAUAGCUACCUCCAUAAGCGGAAUUAUGGCGAUGAUUUCGAACUUCUGAAUCAGAUCUUCCAAAAAAAAACAUAUCAGCGGAGCGUGUACGAACUAUUCGAUCACUAGCAUGGACGACCACUCCGUCGUAGUUGAACGUGCCCUUGGCUUGAUGAAAUGCUGCAAACUACCCCGGCUGACACGCAGCAUCGACGAAGCCCAACUGCGCUUGGAGACCUUCAAGGAUUUUUUGCUGAUUCUCAAUGAAACACUACCCAAAGUGUUCGACUCACUGACCCAAUACGGCAAUCAACUCUUGGCCCACGACGAAUUUAAUUCGGACAAUCUGGAAUUUCGACUCAGCCUCCUGCUGGUAAUCGCUGAGCAGCUCGCUGUACCCGGGGAACCAUAUGAUUUCCAGACACAAGUUUCUGCCUACCAGAAGCACAUAUAUCGCAUUUAUGAGCGAGAAUUUGAGCGUCUAUUGACCGGAGAUGGAAGCGAACAGUUACUGAAGCGUGUCUGGGAACAUUACCAGAAGGUUCUUCAGGGAAAAGAGUGGAUGUAUCAUCCGGCUGAUGUGAUCGGCUUCACGCGACUUUGUGAGCUGCUUUAUGGGAAUUUGUUAGAUAACGCUGGAGCAUUGUCUCAACAGGUGGCAUCAUUCAUUCUGUCUAUUGGUAUAUCCCUGGUGGAUUAUCACGACCCGGAGUAUGAGGUACUUGGCAUAAGAUUGUUUAAUGUCUUGCUAAAUGGAAAGCAUCGGGCACUGCUGUUGGAAAGCAACAUUCACCAGGUUGUGUUCCAGAAUGCAUUUCGGUUGAACGGCAAAGCGAAGAGUGAGCGGUUUUUGAGAGAACUUUAUACCUGUUAUUUUCAAUAUGUUCGACUCGAGGAAGCGGAAAGAACCGACUUCAGUGAGUGGACAAAAUUUGACGACAUCGUGGAAGCCUUACUGGACGCAUUAGCUUUCGAAUCAAAUCUGGCGCUUUCGUCAAUACUACUACUUAGUCUGCUGAAGCUUCUACUUCUCGAUUUGGCAGGUUUUGCGAUCGAUGAUUUGGAUGAGGUUCAGCACAGCAAAUGUCAUCUCUACGAACCAGUUUUGGAACAAUUGCGGAAGGUUUGUGUGUUGGAAUUCCGCAAUCGACGAUUCUACCGAUGGCACAAGAGGAUACUCCUGAUGUUGCCCUUUGAAUUGGAGAAGGCUUGUGGAAGUCAUCGAGAGCAUGGGAAGUAUAUGCACGGCAUCAAUUUAUUGUUCGUAUUAAUGGUAUUCCCCGUUGAGCAGAAAGCAAUAGGCAAUUCUCCGGAGAUUCAAUCGGCCCUGGUGGAUUUUAUGAUAACAUUCAAACGUCAUAUGCGCGAGCAAUAUGCAAGAAUACAAGCGCUGACCGGCAAAUGUGACUUCUUGAAUUCCCUCAAGGCUUCAGUAUCAUGUGAUAAAUCGAUUGCGAUUUUCAGCAAAAAAGUUGCUGCUCACUAUUUCAGCAAUAAUCCAGCUUUCUUGAGUUUGGUUGGGAUGGAAUCCGAGGGAGCCUAUCAGGAGGAUAGAAUUUUUUACGAGUGUCUCAAGGAACUGCAAGCUGGAACCCAAGUGAAUAAAUCGUUUGCACCAAAACAACACGCUAAAACCUGGCUCACGGCACGCCAGCAUAGUAGGAACACAUCGGUAAGAACACACGAUCAGUCGUAAGCGUCACACGCCCUGUCCAAGCCACGCUGACGCCCCGCUGCAAUGAGAACAUAGCCUAAUAAGCGUUUAAAAUAUCUUGAUAAUUCGUUACAUGCCUUAUUUUCAAUUUCGUAGAGCGACCCCCUUAUAUAUAAAUCAAAGACGGAGUUCUAUACAAAAAUAUUACGGGACAGUGAAAAAUUGUCGAAAAAACGUUACUGUCCCUUUUAAAACGGUACGUUUGGCCAGCCUAUACAUGAAGCACUUAGGGAAUCAAUUUUAUUUUGCUAUUAAAGGUUAAAAAUAACCGGAUAAAAAUGAACGAACUAUAUUUUUCCAAAAAAUAACGCUAGCGUUCAAAAUUCCAAGGGCUCAACUGACAUUUUAUAAGAAUCUGAAAUUGUUGAGGGGUUCUAAUCUUAGUUACUAAACUUCACGUCAAAUGUUAUGUUUUAAUGAUUCUUAACGCUAGAUUUGAACUUUUUUCCUCGUUAAUACAGCCAAAAGUACAAAGUCAUGUAAAUUUCCAUGUAAAAUACACUUGAAAAAUAAAUUUGAUUGACCCGGUAUAACCUAUA
This is a messenger RNA of Toxorhynchites rutilus septentrionalis, 2424 nucleotides long. RefSeq lists its product as uncharacterized. The record is from RefSeq and is a predicted model, not a curated record. NCBI's taxonomy places the organism in Eukaryota, Metazoa, Arthropoda, Insecta, Diptera, Culicidae. The transcript has 6 exons. Bases 302 to 1867 code for a protein of 521 amino acids.